Triticum aestivum (bread wheat) is the source of this 6694-nucleotide messenger RNA. RefSeq lists its product as uncharacterized. NCBI's taxonomy places the organism in Eukaryota, Viridiplantae, Streptophyta, Magnoliopsida, Poales, Poaceae. Bases 4879 to 6306 code for a protein of 475 amino acids. The record is from RefSeq and is a predicted model, not a curated record. Gene Ontology annotation, molecular function: protein binding. The transcript is spliced from 3 exons.
UUGUAUCCCGUUAUUAUUAUUUGUACUUCUGUCAUGUUUUACAGAUUUUGUUGGAUCAUUGUGCAUUGAAUUUAGUUAUAAUUUUGUUGAGCAAUUGCAAUUUAUGUUAUAUGUUUUCAUAUGAGGUAUUUUUUAGAAAUUUUACGAGGUAUUUUUGGGGUUGUUAUAAGGUCCAAAGUUUUUCUAUGUUGUCGGAAAAAAAUUGGCUUCAUUCCUGGCUCUGCUACUGCUGACCUCUGCGAGGAGGAUCUAGCAUGGUGGAGGAGAGCGUGGGGAGGGGAGGACAACCACGGGACUGCUCGCCGGUGACAAGGAGGGAAGCCAUGGACUCCUCGAUGCUGACGGGGUAGUGAAUUGAGCAAUAAUGCUUACAGUUUCUUGUGUCGGGCAUCUAAAUCGAGAGAUGGUGCUCGCAGUUUCUCAUGCUGGGCUUCUGAUUCAGAGCUCACGGAGGAGAGAUGAGGCGGUCAGAGUUCUUCAUCCUCGACUCCGACGACUUGUGGCUGAGUGAGUCGGUGUGGAAAAGGUAGAGGAGGUGGCAAGAAGGUAGGGGCUGCUGUGAGGGCGAGCACGGCUGCCAUCGGCAACCGGGAGGCUUAAGAGGGAUGUGGUGUGGCCGCUUGGAGGGUGAGUGCGCUUAUAAAGGUUUGGGUGGUGAGUGCGGCCGCCGGCAGUGAAGUCCACUGACUUGCUAUUGUUUGGCGUGGGAUCACUAACCUAUGUGCCAGAUUACCUAUGGGCCCACAUGUCAGCCACCCACGUCAGGGAAGCAAUAUUGCAGAGAAGCCUCGUCCACGGUGAAGGGAGGAGGAGGUUCAUUACGGGUUGGGUUGUUCACGCAAUCGAAGAAAGACAUGACUAGUGGGUCUCACAUGUAUGUGAGAGAAACAAAGAAAGAGGAUGACAGGCUAGAUGUUUUGGGGGCAAAAGGUUGACCAGUGGGUCUCACACGUCAAAGUCCUUUCACAUGUCAUUUAACACUGUUAUGCGGAAUUUUUUGAUGGAAGUGUUAGAUUUGUAAUGAAACUAGUAGCUGCCCGUGCGUUGCUACGGAAAUAAAUUAUACUCCUUUCGUCCCAUAUUAAGUGCACUCAAACUAUGUUUGGUUUCAAAGUGCACACACACGCUGAUUUAAAUUGUGUCGUGUUAUUUCCCGCCGAACAUGCUAAGUCGCCGCACGUGUUAUUCUUUCUUCCUACCUCAUCAUCUCGGCCCAUCACCCAACUUUGCUCCACUUCACUUCUCUCCGCCAUAGCAGACAGUUUUUCAUCACAUUCAAAACAUCCUAUUUCUGAUAGCUACUGCAUCUGUAAACAAAUAUAAGACGUUUUAGAGACUUGACGGAGGGAGUAGUUUCUAUCAAAUAGGAUAACAACUGAUAAUAUCCUAGUGCCAAGAAUCACAAGAAAUAAGGAAAAUCUAACAACUGAUACAAGGAACGACAUCUUUUUUAUAUUCAUUAGUCUACCAAUAUUCCAAUUGCCAACACAGUUUGUAGUUCUUGCAACACAUAUCAUGUUUUGUCAGUAUAUGGAUAGGCAACAGGACUCCCCCCUUCCCUUUUGCAGUUCAAAACAUGUGGUUGGCUCUGUAGUGGUCUUGGCCUCUUGGACAAACUGAUUAACCUUCGAAACAGAAAAUGAUAAUUUGAUGGUCAAUUUCUUUCUAGUAGAAACAGGAGGGCAUUACCUUAGCGUGUUUUAUGCAGGAACAUUACCUUGGUUUACACAAGCAAGUGGAUUAUGACCCGAGCCUCAAGUUCAUACACCAAAAUUAGCAAUCACUUAUUUAUCCUCUGUUUAAAUUAAAAUUUUCUAAAAUGUAUCAUCACAAGAGGUUAACUGGCAUAGCAGUGACGUUAAGACAUUCAAGCAAACAUAUAAAGAUCUAAUGAUCAGUAAGAGAAGUACAAAAUCAUUGCAUAGGUCACGAAGAGCAUGUUGAGAACAUAUCACAUCAUAGAGUGAGCCAGUACAAGAUGCCCAAUCUUUCUCUAAAUAAAGGAAGCUAGAGCUCUGUAUCUUUUCAAGCUAAUAACAUACCUUUGACUGCCUAGAUAAGAGAUACUUAGUUUAAGUUUUCUUAAUAUAAUCAAGAAGUGAAGAUACUGGAGUGCUGCAUCUGCGAUUCUCUAUCCCUAUGAAACUGCUACACCGCAAGAUGAUCAGACUGCAGACAAAAUUCUGGCGUGCAGAGAGUUCAACUAUCGGGCAUUGCAUGAUAAUAUGGGUCUGAACCUGAGGGCAGUCAGACAUGCAUCUGCAGAUUGCAUAUAUGCACAAUCUGAUGUCAACAAAAGCAAUGAACAUAGAGCAACAUACUCCCUCCGUUCCUAAAUAUUUGUCUUUCUAGACAUUUCAAAUGGAAUACAACAUACGGAUGUAUGUAGACAUAUUUUAGAGUGUAGAUUCACUCAUUUUGCUUCGUAUGUAGUCACUUGUUGAAAUCCCUAGAAAGACAAAUAUUUAGGAACAGAGGGAGUAAUAUAUAACUGACAUAGAAGUAACACUUUAUCAGUAAUGGAGGAAUGCAGUAUUAACCAGACAACACUUUAGCCACAACAUCUUGCAAUACUAAUCUGCUACCUAUAUAUGUCGUCGGCGAAAAUAAUACAAGAGGCAUACGGCACAACUGCAUUAUGGCACAUAAUGCAUGAGGUAAACACUAAUUACUCUCUCUGUAGGCCAUAGGCCGUAGGCCAUAGGUCAACAAUCAUGAAUGGCGAUAGAGCUGCAGUUCUUGGGUGCUUGCAAUAAAAUUAUAUCAGAUAUUGGCAGCAUGGACACACGAUAGAUAGAACUUCCCGAAGUGCAUUACUUGUGUUAGAAAUUUGAACACAGACCACCCAAAUACUGGCAGUAAAGUAGCAGCUCUAAACUAUUGGAAACGCUACUUCACAAAAGUUUGGAGCUCACCAUGUCAAGCAUACAAGCUUCCUCUGAACGUAUUGUCCAAAUUUGCAGUUCUAUAUUCAGAACUCUAUCUACAUGCAACUUAUUGUGUUUCCCUGACUCUAGCCCAUGUAGCAAUGAGCUGUACUUCUCUACUGGAGCACAGAACAACGAUAACCAAUAGUUGCAGAAGAGAACUUAAUGAUCUAUUGUGAUCCCAAUUCUGAUCAUAGGCAAGACAAAUUAUACAAUGUAGAGAUUCCAUGCCGAUGUCCAACAUGUAACCGUAGAUGAGUUUCCGCUUGUCGACUUCAUUGCAAUAAGAAAGAAGGUGAACAAGGUUGGCAUGCCAGAGCCUGGCCAUCACCUCUACUUCUUUCGCGUAAUCAGUUUUGCAUUUCCUUGUUAGAGCAGACUGCCUAAGCCUUUUCAAGUAACCGUUCUUACUGAUUAUACAAUUAUAAAGCUAUUGAUUGGCCUAUCUAUCUCUAAAAAGAGGUGCUUAAACUACUGCAGACCGAAGUUGAUCAAAUAAGCAAAUUACAUAUGCAAUCUUGGGGAUGAAAUAUAUAUGUGCAUACCUCCCGGCAAGAAUCGCCACAAUGAAGCGUGGAGGCAGAGCGCGGCAGCAGCUGCGUGUCAAUCGUCACCAAGGAAGCAGCACUGAUACUCGGCUUCACGGAAAGACGUUGUGCCGAUGUGAUUGUGCAUAUCCCUGGAACCUGAGAGCUUGCACUACUCGUCUGAAUAACAUUGGAUACUCCUAGUCUGCAUUGGACGAUGCCGCUGUCCGUGAGCACGCGAACGACGCAGCUGGCACGAGGCUGAUGUUGGCCGGGCUCCUGUUGGCGUACACGCUGGCACCAACAGCAUUCAGCACGCCACACCAGCGGACAGCGCCAUGGAGCGCCCGCAGCCCGACUUCCUUGGCAACGGCGGCCUGGACCUCCUGCCGGGUGACCGGCACCUGCAGCGAAGGCCUAAUGGUGAAACGGUUGCGCUCAAUCGUGCGCGUGCGUCGAUUGUGCCAGGAGUUGGGCUCGUCCCCUUUUCUGGGCUGUAGUGUUUCCAAAAGGAAAUCCAUACAAGGAGGGGUGGCAGGACGGGAGAGCAGAGGGACACUUGGAUGUGGCAGCAAGCAACCACCGCCAUGGCUCCAUGUCCGGCGGCCUGCGCGGUGAGAUCUAGAAGCAGAGAUACGGGGGAAAGCUUGAAGCCAAAAUCCAAUUUACUGAGACCCUAACUACAACUACGUAUAGAAGAGGAGGAUCCCUCUCGCAACUCAACUCCGGCAGUCGCCGUGGAUGAGAUGGGAAGGGCCGACGACGAGGAAUUUGGGAGUGGUUCUUGAAGGCUCGUUUGUUUCGCGAGAGAAGCAGAAAUUUCCAAAGUAUCGGCUUUGUGUUUUGGGUGUCUUCUCCAAAUUUUGUCCGAUGCGUGGGGUGUUUCUGCAAAAUGUGCUCGGGGACUACCCGCCUCAGUUUCAGCCUUACAUUCCAGAUUGGACGGUCAAUAUGGCAUAGAGGCAGACACACCAUCAUCAUAAACUGUCAUUUUUAUAGGAGUAGAGAUUUAGAUCGGCCGUGGAAUAAGGAAGAAAAAGUUUUUAGUGUCAAAUAAGGAAUUAAAUAUUUUGCUUGUGUCAAAUAAGGAAUUGUGUCACGAAACAAACCACACCCCUCUCUCCCCCAUGCCUUCCUGCUUCAUCUAGGUCUUGGUGCUCCGCCGGGAUAGCCACUCGCCGCUGCAAUGUGCUCCUCCUUUCUCUACCAUUGAAGAGGGCAACGUAUUGGCCCACCCAAGCGGCACGCCCCUCCGUCCCCAGAUCCGCCCAAGUGAGGCGGUUGCUGGAAUGGCCAGCCAUCGCCGCAGGGUGCAAUUCCUUACCCAGAUCCAUGCCGUUGAGAAGGGUGACGGACUUGCCCACCCGCAUGGCAUGUGUGUUCGUCCCUAGAUCCAGGCCGGUGAGGAGGUUGGUGGCGUCGGAAUGGCCAGCCACCGCUACAGCACACACCUCCUUUCUGAGAUCCACCCCAUUGAGGAGGGCAACGGAUUGGCCCACCCACGCGGCACGCCCCUCCAUCCUCAGAUCCACCCAAGUGAGGAGGUUGCUGGAAUGCCCAGCCACCGCCGCAGUGCACUCCUCCUUUCCCAGAUCCACACCAUCGAGGAGUGUGACGAACUUGCCCACCCAUGUGGCAUGUGCGUCCGUCCCCAGAUCCAGGCUGGUGAGGAGGAUAUUGGAACAACUCGUCGCAGACGUCAACGCCACCGCGGCACCUCGUCGGAGGCACCCUCCUCCCUGCCGGACAACGACGAUAUACUCAGGGAGAUCUUUCUCCGCCUCCCCUCGGACCUGUACUCAUUCCCCCGAGCGUCUGCCAUCUGCAAGCGUUGGCGAGGCCUCCUCAUCGACCCCAAGUUCCUCUGCCAGUUCUACACACACCACUGCAAGCCGCCCCUCCUCGGCAUCUUCGAGAACUGCAGCAAGGAAGGUAUGGUGUUCACCCCCAUUCCGGCUCUAGUUGCCGACUACAUCCCUCCGGAGCGCUUCUCCCUUGGACGCCCCCGACUUACCUAUGUGCUCGACUGCCGCCACGGUCGCGUACUUAUCGAAGAUCUAGAGCAGAAAUACCUCAUUGUGUGCGACCCCAUCACAAGUGAGAAGUGUCGCGUGGCUCUUCCAUGCAAGUUCAAGUGGAGCUUUGUCGGAGCGGUGCUCUGCACAGCCGGCUACAAGGGGCCCUCCAGCCCCUUCAAGGUGGUAUUGGUGUCCUGGGAUGGCGUGGAUAAUCAACUCCUCGCCUACGUUUACUCCUCGAUGACCGACACAUGGGGCAAUCUCAUAUCAGUUGAGGCUCCAGAUAAUACUUAUUUUCAUGGUUGUCGUAGCACCCUUGUUGGCAAUGUCCUUUACUGGCCAGUUAUGAAUGGGAGAGGUACAAUACUUGAGUUUGAUUUGGACAGCCAGAACCUUACCAUGAUCAAGGGGCCUCCUGGUAUGAAUGAUACUGGCAACUUUCAGAUCAUCCAGGCAGAGGAUGGCGCCGUUGGUCUUGCCAUGUUGUCCUGUCAUAACCUUCAAAUUUGGCAGAGGAAGGUCAAUUGUCAAGGUGUUUGCAUAUGGUUGUUGCAGAAAACGGUUUCAUUGCACAAGCUUCUUAAGAUCCCUCCUCGGGGCAAUAAAAGGAUCAAAUGGCCGGACAAAUUUCUGGGCUAUGAAGAGGAUAACGAUGUAAUCUUUUUAUAUAGAUACGAAAGUGUCUAUAUGGUUCAACUCAAGUCAAUGCAAUUCAGGAAAUUUAAUGGAACCCGUUCCAGGGAGUAUAGGGAGUGUUGUUAUCCUUUCACGGGUUUCUUCCCACCAGGCACAACCAUUACUAGUGGAUGUAAAGAAGCUGAAAUGUUAGGAUGACUGCCUGGUUCGAUAUUUCAAUGUGCUGAAAUGGUUCAACAGGUGAAGAAAGGGCUGCUGCAGUAGUUAGUUGUCACUUUGUCACAUCACAUCAAUGUGGUCAGCGGUGUUUAUAUGUUAUCUGAAUUUUUUUACCAUGGCUUUUAGUCUAGCUAAGCUCCUAAGAAUAGCCAACCCAGGGAGUUUGAGCUUCCCAAGUCAGAUUUCAAGAUGUUUUUACUGCAGGGUUGUGCUUGGCUGCUCUUCUCUUGAGCCAAAAGAGUUUUGUGUAGCGUUGAGAGUUUUUGAGAUGUUGUUUAAAUGACUGAUGCUGAAGGAACUAGAACCCUGAAACUGAGAAUGUCGAUGUUGGCUUCUGCUACUUGCUAAAAUUGUGGUGGUGUUCUUA